Messenger RNA from Penicillium antarcticum, 363 nucleotides. RefSeq lists its product as uncharacterized. The record is from RefSeq and is a predicted model, not a curated record. Bases 1 to 363 code for a protein of 120 amino acids. Lineage: Eukaryota; Fungi; Ascomycota; Eurotiomycetes; Eurotiales; Aspergillaceae. The transcript has 2 exons.
AUGCUCUUGAAGCGCCUACAGAGCUCUGGGAUUGGGCUUUACAAUGGAGUAACACGAUCUCACUUCCGCGUCUGUGCCCGAUGCUUAUCUACAACACAAAAGCUCUCAAAAGCUGAAGAUCAGACCAAAUCCAAGCAGGAGCAAGAGCAAAGCAAUACUUCUACGGAUUCUCCUUCCAGUGAAGACAAAGAACGUCACCCAGUUCCACGCAAGUCCAAAACCGUUUCGGAAGCGGACGCUGAGCUACGCGAGCGAUUGGAACGAAUGUCAGGAGAAGGAGGAGCUUCAGGAAUCGAAUACGAAGACGGAAAGCCCAAUGCUAUGAAACGCGGCGUGCGAAACAACAUGUUCCGGUUAAUAUAA